AUGGAUGACCGCAAGAUCAUCACGGGAAGAGCUCGUCACAACCCGACCGCUGAUCCAGUGUUAGUGGAUAUUGGACGCUCUUUCUUCGGUUCCCAGAAGCGACAGCCGUCAGACGAGUCAGUAGAUCGGAUGGAUGAUCGACUGAAGGUAACAUCUAGGAUGGGGAACCAUCGGAUGCAAGCAGCGAUUAGCAAUACGACGGGUUCUAUCACAAAACUGGCCAACAAGAAGAAGAAUAUUCAGAUUCCGCUAUCGUUGGACGUAAGGUACUACCAGGCGUUCCAAGACAAAGGUCCGAAAUCCGGUGCGUAUGCGUUCCGUCCGGACUCGAACAAAACGCACCCGGUGACUGGCAAACAUGAAGCCAUGUCGAGCUUAGUAUCAGAUGUGUCAAUGGUAGAGCUGCAGACGACGAGUCUCGUCGCUGAUGAUGCUGAUGGUGGCCUCGUCAGUGUGCCGCGCGUGGCGUUUCGAAUAGGCCACUGGGUCAUGCUGGAGUACCGCAUGAACGACGACGACGAGUUCCUGGAGAUCGAGUGGACAGUCGGACCAGUCCCAAUUGACGACAAAAAGGGCAAAGAGGUCAUCAUGCGCUUUGAUGCCGGCAACAGCAUCGCCUCUGGUAGUACGCUGUACACGGACUCGAACGGUCUCGAGUUCGUAAAGCGUGUGCGCAACCAUCGUGACACGUGGAAUUUGACUCUGCAUGACAACCAGGAGAAAGUGGCGGCAAAUUACUUUCCCAUCACCACGGGCGCGUAUAUCAAGGACGAGAAGCGCCAGUUGAACUUGGUGACCGACCGUGCGCAAGGAGCCGCGAGUUUGAAGGACGGACAGAUGGAAGUGAUGGUUCACCGGCGUCUGCUUUGUGACGAUAAUAAGGGAGUAGGCGAACCCUUGAAUGAGACAGAGUUGGUGUACAACACGGCCACGAAGUCGUACACUACUAAGGGUCUAACGGUGCGCGGCAACUUUUUCAUCAACGUAGACUCGGUCGACGAUGGCAUGCGCAGCAUUCGUUCGAAGAUGGAGUCGCAGUUCUUCCGUCCACUGACAGUAUACCGCAAACCUGUUUCAUUUGACGUGGAAGCAAAGGUACCAUGGCUGACAGUGGGCGAGUUCCCUUCGAAUGUAGGUCUGACAACGUUGCAGGAGCUAUCGAAGCAGUGUCUCAUGGUGCCUCUGUCGCACUUGUAUGCAGUGGACGAACACCCGCGCCUAUCGAAGUCUGCAACGGCGGGCACGAAAGGACUGUCACUAGAGAUGAAAGGAUUUGCGACGAGGUAA
Peronospora belbahrii is the source of this 1287-nucleotide messenger RNA. NCBI's taxonomy places the organism in Eukaryota, Oomycota, Peronosporomycetes, Peronosporales, Peronosporaceae. The record is from the annotation of a GenBank genome assembly.